CGUAAACCUUGCAAACAUGGCGACGCUCCGAAGACAGUACGGAGAUUGGAAAUACGAUCGAUUUUAACCAAGAAAAUCACCUCCUCUUCGCAUGUUACAAUGUGGUGGGGUUAGCCAGAGCCGCCGCAACUUACAGCCUUUUAGACGAUGUUUGCAGAGGCCAGUCUGUCCAUCUGGGGAUGGGGGGGUCUUGGAGUUGUGCUGUUCCUCGUCACUUUUGGACCCUUUGCCAUAUUCUACCUGGCCUUUUAUAUCUUCUGCUUCAUUGGAGGGGGCUUUGCGGUCACUUUGCUUUAUGGAAAGAUUAACUCGGAGAAACACCUGGAAAAGUGCGAGCACUCGUACUUACCACCCACACAAAUUGGUAUACUGAAGACGUUGGAUGAGAUGAAGCUCGAAAUGAAGCCUAUAAAAAUUGACAGAAGACUCACAGGCUCUAGUUUCAUAGAUGAACCACUACAGCAGGUGAUCCAGUUUGCACUGAGAGACUACAUCCAAUACUGGUACUACACCCUGAGCGAAGAUGAGUCCUUCUUACUAGAGAUCAGACAGACGCUGCAAAAUGCCCUUGUCCAGUUCUCCACACGGUCCAAAGAGGUGGACUGGCAGCCUUACUUCACCACUCGCCUGGUGGACGACUUUGCCACACAUUUACGUGUUUUCAGAAAAGCCCAGGAUCGCCUCGGUGACAGAGAAGACAAACUAAGGGACAUAACAGACGAACUGAUGGAGUCUUUCUUUGAGGCUGAGGUGGAGAUGGAAAGGAAGAUUUGUCGAGAUGUUGUGUGCACCUCACACAAAGAUGAAGAAGGGUUUCUUCGGGACUUGUGUGAAUUGCUUCUCUACCUGUUACUACCUCCUGGAGACUUUCACAAUAAGAAUAUGAGAUACUUCCUAAGGGAGGUGCUGGCACGUGGUGUGCUGCUUCCUUUGAUCAACCAGCUGAGUGACCCAGACUACAUCAACCAGUUUGUCAUAUGGAUGAUCCGGGAUAACAGCUGUAACUAUGAAGCCUUCAUGAACAUCCUGAAGUUAACAGAUAAGCCUGCUGAGCUGGAGGCCGUUAAAGACAAGGUGCUGGAGGAGCUGCAGUUUCUCCGCUCCCUGGACACUGCUGGAGACGACAUUAAUGUGAUCAAGAACCAGAUCAACAGUCUUCUGUUUGUGAAGAAGGUGUGUGAGACCAGGAUCCAGAGACUGCAGUCUGGCAAGGAGGUUGAUGCCUUUAAGCUGGCAGCCAACUUUGGAAAGCUGUGUGUCAUCCCGCUGGAUCACAUCCUCGUCCACAACAUAGCCCUGCAGUUCUUCAUGGACUUCAUGCAGGCAGCGGGGGCCCAGGCCGAGCUGUUCUUCUGGCUCACAGUGGAGGGAUACAGGGUGACGGCGCAGCAGCAGCUGGAGGCCAUGCAGAGCUGGCAGAAGGACGGCAAUAAGCAGCCUAGUGCCACUAAAGGGCUGCUGAAGGCAGCUGCACUGGGUGUCUAUGAACAAUACCUCUCUGACAAGGCGUCCCCCAGGGUGCAGGUGGACGAGGCAUCACUAACAAGGCUUGGGGAGAAGCUACGGAAAGACGACCCCACGCCAGAGAUAUUUGAUGAAAUCCAGAGAAAGGUGUAUGACAUGAUGCUACGCGAUGAGCGGUAUUACCCGUCCUUCAAGCAGAGCCCUCUCUAUGUCCGCAUGCUUGCAGAGCUGGACAUGUUGAAAGAGCCAAGCUACCGAGGGUCUGAUGAUGGUGAUGGAGAGUCCUUUAAUGGUUCUCCAACAGGAAGCAUAAACCUAUCUUUGGAUGACUUGCCCAAUUCCUGCCAUGAUGAAUCUAUGCACCUUCAUGCCUUCAUCUCUGACACAGCUGAUGCUUGUCUCCCCGGCUUCUGGGGUGCUGCAGGGGUGUGCAAUGACCACGGUAAGACCUACGCACUGUACGCCAUCACUGUGGUUAGACGCAACCAAGAUGGCAAUGAUGAAGUCUGGAAGACCUACCGCCGCUACUCAGACUUCCAUGACUUCCAUAUGAGAAUCACUGAACAGUUUGAGAACCUGGCAUCAAUCCUCAAGCUGCCAGGAAAGAAGACCUUCAAUAACAUGGACAGAGACUUCUUGGAGAAGAGAAAAAAAGACCUCAAUGCUUACCUACAGUUGCUGCUGAACCCAGAGAUGGUGAAGGCCUGCCCAACUCUGAUCCCUUACGUGUAUGACUUCCUAGAGAACAAGGCCUAUAGCAAGGGCAAAGGAGAGUUUGCACGGAAGAUAGACACAUUUGUGAACCCUCUGCGGAGCUCCAUGAGAAACGUGUCCAAUGCAGUAAAAGCCUUCCCAGACAGUUUAGCAGAGGGAGUGAACAAAGUCUCCGAUAACAUGGGCCGCAUGUCAGAAAAACUGGGUCAGGAUAUCAAACAAUCCAUACUGAAGGUGCCUCCACUCCUCCCCAAGUCUGAAAUCGACCCUGAGCACUGUCGAGUCUCUGCUCAGCUCGACGACAAUGUGGAUGAUAAUAUCCCACUCCGGGUAAUGCUGCUGCUGAUGGACGAGGUGUUUGAUCUAAAAGAGAAGAACCAGUGGCUGCGCAGGAAUAUUAAGAACCUUCUGCAGCAGCUCAUCAGGGCCACAUAUGGAGACACAAUCAACAGGAAAAUCGUAGAUCAUGUGGACUACCUGACGUCACCAGAGCAGGUGGCAGAUUACGUCAAGAGGUUCAGGGAUUCCUACUGGCCCAAUGGUAUUCUAGCUGAGACCCCACCCCGCCGGGACAAGAGCAUCCGCAUGAGGACACGAGUAGCUGCCAAAACCAGCCUUCUGGGAAUCAUGCCAGAUGAGCUGAAGCACAUCAUCGGAGCCGAUACCACGAGGAAGGGCAUCCUCCGCGUCUUUGACAUGUUUCAGUACCAACCCAUGAACCGUCGCCUAGUCUACGUUUUCCUGGAGGGCUUCCUGGAGACCAUGUUCCCUCAGUACAAAUUCCCCGAGCUCUUUGUCAAGCUGCACUCCCGUUCGCCACGCAUCCACAGAUACAACCAGAAACUGAAAUCCACCUCCCUCAAGAGGUGACAGGAGAGGACAGAGGCAGCAGGACAAGGGCCGAUAAGAUACACAGAGACUUGAGAGCUGAGGGUGUGAGUGGCAGUGGUGGGGAUUGAUAUGACUGUUGUUGAGGUGUGUGUGUGUGUGUGUGAGAGAGAGAGAGAGAAUUCUGCCCUUCCUCUUCCCUCACACAUUGCUGAAGGCGAAAUCACUCCAUUUUAUCUGGCUGAUUAUUUCUGUCAAGACAGAAACGAAGGAUGUGUAACACUCGUACACACGCGCAGACACAAAUCUCAUAAUUUGCACCAAGACUGAACUUGGCUGUGUUUUCUUUUUAGUUCCCCUGCUCCAUUUGAGACUUUUUUUUUUUUUAGUUGUGUUGAGGGUCAUUCUGGGCCAGCUGAUGCUGCUUUUUCAUGGCCCAGAGAGCCCAACCACAGAUAUCGUUGUUUUUAAACUGCAGGACUCAAUAGCAUUAGACCCACACCUUGCCUUACCUUCCUGCUUCUAUCUGUUGGCCAGUGCGGUCCUCCUCCACGUCAGCGAAGUGGCCGCACAGCUGUAAUCAAACCCACCCUCAUGCUGUAGACAUCUAAGCUGCAAAAAUCACUUGCAAACUGUGUUUUCGCAACCAAAAAACGUCGAUUGCACUGGGUUUAAGAGCCGCUGUUUUUAAAAUGUGACAAAUAUCUUUUUUUUUUUCCUCCUCAGCCUCAGUGCUUGUCUUGACUUUCAUCCACCCUUUCUCUCUCUCUCUCAAGUCUUAGAUCACCCGUACUUCCCUCGAUCAUCCAAUCAAAGAACCCUUUUUAAUGCUACUCUCAUAUCCUGCAGCAACCAAAGCUCAUGCUGUUCGUAUGUGUGUGUGUACUGUUCUGACAUUGGGGAAACAUUACUGUGUUUCAUAUCACGUAAAGAAAAAGAAUGCAACGUUGACCUUUAAUGACCUGUAAGGUGAGGCUGUGACGACACACUGAGGUGUGUUAUUGUCAGGAACGGCGCGCUGACUAUUCAAGAAUGUACUCUCUGGUCUGUUCUGUAUCUGGCUCGAGCAGAAGUCUGUGUGUGUGUGUGCGUGUGUGUGUGUUUAGCACAAAGAUGCAACCCUCUUCUGUUGGAAACUGUGCCAGUGUGAGCUAGGGGAACCAGCCUUAAGUCUAUAUACAGUGUACACUGACCAAGAGAUGCACGCUAGAGGUAGCUCUCCUUCACAUGACUGAACAUAACAAGGAAAUCAGGAUAGAGAUAUGGAGAUGUGUCCCUAACCACCUUUGGUCAGAGGAAAAACGACUUGGAUUUGGUGCAAUAUUUUUUUGUUUUCUUUAAGGCAUGUGCAUUUUUGAAUCAUUGUAUUACUGAAAAUUGUUUUAAUAGUAGAAAAAGCGAGAGCUCUUUUCCCAGAGAUGUCCUCUUACCCCAACAACUUAACAUUCCGUUGUUAUAAAAGUACAAUGUUUAAUUUUACAGACUUGUUUUAUAAGUCUGAUUUUUCUUUUUUAGAUUUUUUUUCUUUUUCUUUUCGGUGUGCAGGGGGUUAUUUUCCCAUUUAUCCCCAGCCGAGUCUUGCAGAAAUAAUCAGAGAUGAUUAUUAGACUGUGGUGGGGGGACAGCUACUUCAGAGGUGGCCUUGAACAACUGCUCUUUCUUUCAUGCAUUCAAGCCUGUGAAGUGUGAAAAGAGGUUUGUUAUUAUGAACUGACCGCUGAAAAGACUCCCCCCCACUCACCCCACUUCGACACCCAAAAAUUGGGUGAGACAGGUUCACAGAAGAGCUGUGUCUUGUGACCACUAGAAUCACUACUAAUAAGCACUUACUGUAGCAAGUGUGGGAGUCCCACUCCCCCAUUGACUAAACGGCGCCCCAUUCUGCUGCAGUCAUUGGAUGGAAACUUCCUCGUCUGCUGUGAUUUGCUUGCACCGAGCUGCCCCGAUGGACUCUGAUUGGCUGAGCCGGACAACAUGGCUUGGACUGGACUGGAGCCUCUCUUACUAGGAGGUGAAUAAUGUGUCCCUUAUGAUGGCGAAGGCGGUAUCACCUUUAACUUUCUGCACACCUCUCCAUACAGGAAGGCUCAUGUUUUUUUUAACCCCAGUAUAUAUGAAUAUGAUAAUGAAAAUUGUGCAUAUCUGUGUACAGUAUGUGUUAAUAGUGUGCCUAAACGUACUGUCAACUCUAUUUUCAUAUUUUUCUUUAACCUACAAAAAAAGAAAACAUCAGAAUGUCAUGAUCAUUUUAAGCGACUGAAAAAUGACUUUAGGGUGUUUUGGUUUAUUUUGGCAUCAUGCUUAUCAAAAUUUUCCUUGUGAGCAUUGUGCUCAGAACAGUAUAACACUAAUAAAAAGGUAACUCAGACUAACUGAACCACAGUGUGCAUGGUGUGUAAGUAUUUGCUUGCAGCAUUUCUUUUUUUGUAAAGAUUCCAUUCAAUUGGAUACGGUAUGUAACUGCUAUUUUUUUUCACACUGCUGAAGGGUUUCCUAACAGCUUCUGGAAGAUCAGUCACAUGAGGCGGACUUAUUGGUGCUCUGGCAAUUGGAAAGUCCUCCAACAGGUGUGAAGAGCUGUGUGAGCUGCUAUAGUGUGAUAAGUGCAGUCCUGACACUUUUGGGCACUGUUUCUUUAUCAGUAACACAGAUGGCUGCCGCAAAAAACACAAAUGCAAAGUAUGGAAAAACAAAAGGUAAACAAUCACAGGAGCAGCAACUGACGAGAAAGCUACAGAAGUUAAAGUUAAAUCAGGGUCAUGUGCUUUACUGAAUUAACUCCAUGUUUAAUAAUCUUUUUCAUAAUCACCAUGUCGACUCUGUACGGUGAACGCCUAAAAGGUUUUCCAAAUCUGCCAGUCCUUGAAAUUCCACAACUGAGAAGAAGGGAAAAAAUAAAACAGACUGCCUUUUUUUUUUUUAAAUCACACAGUAGGAGUCGGCCCUGCUGUCUUUUUAAAACUGGUUAUUGGCUUUGUUUUUACAGCAGCUGUUUCAGUGUGUCGUUUCAGGGUAAACAUAAGGAUAAUUAUUAACAUUUAUUAAUGUCCUGUUCCACCAAGAUGACAUGAGACAGCUCACUGGCAUGUUAGAUAUACACAACAGGAGCUCAGUAAAUCUUAUCAAUACUGGUGUUUACCAUGCUGGGAUAAGAUAGAAUGUCUGUUGUGAAAAAGGCCUAUUUAAUAUUGCCACACACUGAAGAAGUUAGAGAUUAGCUACAGAAGACUUAAACUGUUUUUAAUACUUGGGAGGUUGUCCUGAGACAUCAAGGCAGUUUGACCUGAUUUACUGUUUUUAUAGUAACUACUUAGUCGCAAACUGUGUACUACCUGCAAAGGUUUUGAACUGUAAUCUCCAGGUAGUGUUCCAGUGAUAUACUAGUGAACCAAGAUGCAAAAUGGCACGGUUUCAUGCACCCACUGUCAGUUUAACUGUGCUUUUUCUGUUUUGACAUUUUAAAAAGUGUAAUGUGAAAAAGGUCAGUCAGUGACAACAUAAUGAUGAGAGCUGAGUAUGCAAGUAGUGUGCAUCACCAUUGGUUUCACAUUAUUGUACUACAAUAAAUCAUCUUUAAUGCAGGUAAUAAAACGAGUCAACAUUAUUUACCACACACGUCUGAUGCUGACAGAGACUUAAACUCACACAUAUAGACAAAUAGUUGUUUUAAUUUAAGAAGUCAGCAGCUUCCAGCAGUAGAGCACAUAGUCCAGCCAUACAACGUCAGCACACAUCCACUGUCAUUACAGGUCUCUGCAGGCUGUCGAGAGCAGUGUCUUUGCCUCGGUGUCCGGUGAAUGGCCCCACGCAGUCCUGAGCUCAUUUCCACGCACGCUUUCUAAAGAGUCCUCA
This is a messenger RNA of Pelmatolapia mariae (spotted tilapia), 6858 nucleotides long. It is a transcript of the gene snx13, whose product is annotated as sorting nexin 13. Gene Ontology annotation, molecular function: phosphatidylinositol binding. The record is from RefSeq and is a predicted model, not a curated record. The transcript is spliced from 25 exons. The coding region runs from base 148 to 3048 and encodes 966 amino acids. Gene Ontology annotation, biological process: positive regulation of GTPase activity. Gene Ontology annotation, cellular component: early endosome. NCBI's taxonomy places the organism in Eukaryota, Metazoa, Chordata, Actinopteri, Cichliformes, Cichlidae.